Messenger RNA from Empidonax traillii (willow flycatcher), 1934 nucleotides. It is a transcript of the gene IFNAR2, whose product is annotated as interferon alpha and beta receptor subunit 2. NCBI's taxonomy places the organism in Eukaryota, Metazoa, Chordata, Aves, Passeriformes, Tyrannidae. The transcript has 9 exons. The coding region runs from base 219 to 1739 and encodes 506 amino acids. Gene Ontology annotation, molecular function: interleukin-22 receptor activity; protein binding. The record is from RefSeq and is a predicted model, not a curated record.
CAUUGUCUCACGUGUGUGAUGGUGCUGAGCACUCAGCUUUGCCUGGAAUAUGCAGCAGGUGAGACACUGCUGUUGUUCGGCAUCCAGAGCCCUCCAGGAGCCACUUGAGAUUCCAAGAGUGGGAUAGUUGUUAUUCCUGACAGCAUGGCCAGCGAGGAUCCAAGGUACAGAAGCAAAAUGUUUGUUUGCCAAGCAGGAGGGGCUGUUUGUUAACAUCCAUGGGAACCCUGAUGGAUGUGCCAAUGCCUUUCUAUCAGCUUGCGUGCCUCAGCUUUCUGUCUGCAGCUGUUUGCAGCUCGCCUGAAAGAAUUCUGGGAGGGCCUCCCUACAACCUGCAGAUGAAGUCGCGCAAUUUCCAGCACAUUCUGUCCUGGCAGGCCAGGAAUGACCCAGCUGUGCCAACAUCCUACAGCGUGCUGUACAGACACCACGGGAACUCGAACUGGACAACUGCCAGGCAGUGCUCAGGCACUGCUCAGCUCUCCUGUGACCUGACAGAGGAUUUCAAACACAGGUCCUCUGACUACUAUGUGUUUGUUCAGAGCAUCGAAGGACCUGAGGUGUUCAAUUCUUCCAUGCUGCAUUUUGCACCAUUGAGUCAGACAUCCCUGGGACCACCAGAAGUUAAUAUCACUCCUUGUCUAAACUGCAUCAAUGUCACCAUAAAGCUGCCACCCUCUCACUACAGAGAAAAGGGAAAGCUGCUCUCUUUAAUUGAUAUCUAUGAAGAGCUUGAUUAUGUAAUAACACUGAAAUCACAAGGUGGACAGCAUAAGAUGCCACGGGAGAAAACCACUGAAGAAGUUUUUAGUACUGUCAUUGAGGAAUUGUAUCCAAGUCGGAAUUACUGUGUGUCUGUUGAGGUCACUGCAUCCCUGAACAAAAAUUCCAUCCCCUCGCCCUGGAAAUGUGUCCCUUCAGACUCGAUGGCUCGACCAGGUUAUCAUGUAGCUUCAGUGGCAAGUGCUGUGUGUGUCUUACUGGUAAUAGCUGCUGCCUUGAAGUGUCUGCAUGCAGGAGGUUAUUUUCUUCAAAGCAAAUCACUGCCACAUGCCUUGGAGUCCAUCAGGAGGUUGGUCUACCUGUCCUGGAUAUUCCCAUCAGAAGAAGUGGACUCUGUGGAGGUCAUCCCCAGAGAGGUUAAAGCCAAGGCCGGUGGGUGCGGUGGCAGCAGCAGUGACAGCGACAGCGAGGACAGCGACAGCAGCGCCCCGUGGGACCACAACUACACAAGGAGGGAGGUGCUGAGCAGAGCCCCCCCUGUCCCUGGCACCUCCCACGUGCAGUACUCAGAGAACAGGCCCUGUGAGGCCACCCAGGCCACUGACCCCGCACCCCCUGAGCCAGCGGGGGCUGAGGAGCACACGGACCUGGCAGGAGACCAGGACCUGGCAGGAGACACAGACUCGGGUGGGGAGUUGCUCAGCCCCUUCCCCGAGCUCAGCUGUCACUACCCUGCCAGGCAAAGCAGCACCUGCUUUACCAUCAACCUGCAGACCGUGCUGCUGGGGAGCCUGGAGGAGCGCGGGGACAGCCCUGCAGCGGCUCUGCCUGCCCCGCAGCACGAGGGGCACUGGCAGUGUGCCCAUGCCCUGGAAGCAGAGGCUGACACGGGGACUGUGCAGAAAGCACCGGGUGCUGAUGACUGCCAGGAAUGGCAGAACUUUCCUUCAGAGGAGGAAAGCGACUCAUCCGAGUCAGACACGGACCAAGGAACGGGAUACAUGAGGAGGAGGUGAAUAGGGGAGAGCCACUGAUACUUUACAGCAUACGCGUCAGUAUUGUCCAACUUUUAUUUCUGGACUAAACAUGCAGAUCUUGUCUUCUUAUCAACGUUCUGUGAGUGUGGACCUGCCCUACAGACAGAGCUGGAGAAGAGGAGGCUCCAAGGAGACCUGAGAGCCCCUUGCAGGGCCUAAAGGGGCUCCAGGAGA